CUGACGCUAGGUCAAGUUGACAUUGUAAAAAAUUUCUGCGCUAAAAUGUCGUAUUUAUUAACGGAAAUUGCCCUUGAAAUGCUGGGCUAUAAAUUUUACGAUACAAAUGGUGUAUUCCAUUUAAUCAACUUUCAACAAUCGACAGAAUCUGCCCAAUCCGAAGGACAGACACAUCCACAAGAACCCUCCUUAUCGGAGUUUAUUGAUAGGCCAACCGACGCGGAAUCCGAGAAGAAUAAUAGACAAAAGAGACACGACCAGGCACAGCCAUCAACUGUUCCCUCAACCAUACAAUUACGCGGCGCUCCCGUUCGUGCAUUGGCUAAAAUGAUGGAAUUCCAGAACGACAAACAGCAGCAACAGCCGCAGAAGCAACAAACACAACCGCAGCCGCAAAUGCAGCCCCAGCAUCAGCAGCAGCAACAAAAGCCACCGAAACGAUUAUCUAGCUCGUCAAUUGAGGCUGAACAAACAAAUACAACAAAUCCAACCAUUCGAACGCCCGCAAAAGCUUUGGCCAAUAUUUUGACCUAUGAAAGGUUUAAAAUACGCAAUCAAAUAAAAAUGCGUAUGGAAAAAACAGUGAAGAAAGAACCGGGAAGUCCCAGUCAGGAGGUGCUGCAAGAAUGUCUUAUGGCGGAGUUGAAAAAAUUAGUGAAAGACGCUAACGAAAUGCAGGAGUUUCGGCAGUUCUUGGAAGAGCGUCUAAAGCGCAUUGAUCCGUGUCUAUACGAAAACUACGUUGCAACAUUUCCUGCGGAUUAAUUUCAGCAUACAUUUAAGUUACUGUGUAAAAAUAUUAUUAAA
This is a messenger RNA of Drosophila arizonae, 807 nucleotides long. RefSeq lists its product as uncharacterized. The record is from RefSeq and is a predicted model, not a curated record. NCBI's taxonomy places the organism in Eukaryota, Metazoa, Arthropoda, Insecta, Diptera, Drosophilidae.